Molecule: messenger RNA, 585 nt
Organism: Benincasa hispida (wax gourd)
Lineage: Eukaryota; Viridiplantae; Streptophyta; Magnoliopsida; Cucurbitales; Cucurbitaceae
Source: RefSeq, a predicted model, not a curated record
AAAAUAUUAUUAUUAUUAUUAUUAUUUUAACAAUGAAUAAUGUUGGUUGGUUUUUUGUGGAAAGUGGUGUGAUUCAACGGUGGACUGACUCAACUAGUUCGGUGUUGCCCACCAUUCACAAGCUUCUAAAUGCUGGUUUGCGUAUUUGGGUCUACAGUGGGGACACCGAUGGACGAGUACCGAUAACAUCGACGAGAUAUAGCAUAAACAAGAUGGAGUUGGAAAUAGAAGAAGAGUGGAGGGCAUGGUACCACAAACAAGAAGUGGCUGGUUGGGUUGAAACCUACGAGAGAGGACUAACCUUGGCUAGUGUAAGAGGGGCAGGCCAUCAAGUCCCUGUCUUUGCUCCCCAGCAAUCUCUCUCUCUUUUCUCUCAUUUUCUUUUAGCCAAGACUCUACCUCCCACUCGCUCGUAAAUUAUCAAUAAAUAAUUCGAGUUUGAUAACUAUUUUGUUUUAAAAAAUUAACGACAACUCAUUAAUAAUUUUCUUUUUAUGUGGUUAAAACUAAUGCAUGUUAGUAAAACGCUCGGGUCAAAUUUCAUUGACUAGUUUGGUUGACUAAAAGUAGUUCUAUGUGUGUAUA